Messenger RNA from Pundamilia nyererei, 962 nucleotides. Its product is annotated as zinc finger protein 37-like. The annotation marks the transcript as partial. Lineage: Eukaryota; Metazoa; Chordata; Actinopteri; Cichliformes; Cichlidae. The transcript has a single exon. Gene Ontology annotation, molecular function: DNA-binding transcription factor activity, RNA polymerase II-specific; RNA polymerase II cis-regulatory region sequence-specific DNA binding. Gene Ontology annotation, cellular component: chromatin; transcription regulator complex; PcG protein complex. The record is from RefSeq and is a predicted model, not a curated record. Gene Ontology annotation, biological process: regulation of transcription by RNA polymerase II.
UUUUCUGUCCUCCAGACGUCCCACAGCAGCCUGUCUGUGAGGAGGAGGAGGAGGAGGAGGUUCUCCUUGAGCAGCAGCUCUGGAACCAGGAGAGGAGCUCCAGUGUGGAGCAGGAGGAACCAGAAGCUCCACAGAUUAAAGAGGAAGAGGAGGAACUGUGCAGCAGUCAGCAGGGAGAGCAGCUGGGACUGAAGGAGGAGACGGACACCUUCAUGGUGACUGUUGCUGAGGAAGGAGAGCAUAGACCAAACAUGGAGCAGCUCCUCUGUCACAGCUCUGCUGUAGAUCAUGGAGAAAGCAGGAACGUUGAUUCAACUAGAAAAAAAGUGUUACACAGUGUGACACAUCUUAGGAACAAAAGUCACAAUAACGGUGUAGACCCCCACAUGUCAGAGAUGCAGUGCAACACUGACACAGUGAAAAAGCUCGAAACAUGUGAUGUUUGUGGCAAAGCCUUUAAGAGAAGGUCCCGAAUGAAGGACCACUACAGGACCCACACAGGUGAGAAGCCUCAUUCUUGCAAAAUGUGUGGAAAAAGCUUCACUCAGAGGAGCGCUUUGACUGUCCACAUGAGAAUCCACACAGGCGAGAGGCCGUAUCCCUGUAAGACCUGCGGGAAAAUGUUCACGUACAGUAGCAUUUUGUUGGCACACAUAAGAACUCAUACAGGUGAGAAGCCGUACCACUGUAAAAUAUGUGGGAAAGUGUUCACGUACAGCAGCCAUUUGUGGCGCCACAUGAAAAGUCACCCAGGUGAGAAGACGUAGUUUUCAAAGUUUAUUAAAGGAAACUGUGAAAGUCAGGAAAUAUUAAGUGUUUGCUGUGUACGACUGGAUCACUGGUAACUACUGCUGAAUCAGAGUGAGUGUAUGAGAGUAGAUUUUUAUGUGUAGCAGCACAGGAGAAAGAAGUAAUGCUUGUGUCAAACAGACAUUGAUGGUCCUCACAGAGCAGUUUUGAAA